UUUCCAAUUAACACAUAGGGGACAAAGUUAUUUGCUAAAACAUUACCCGUUCUCAACUUGUGGCCAUGGCUUCCCUCCUCCCAGCUCACCCUCUUCCACUUCAUCAUCCUACCGCUUCUGCACUAGCUGCCGUUCCAACCGUCUGCUUCCGUCAACCAUCCUCCUUCAACCCGCCUCUCUCCUCCAUCCACCGGACUAAGGCGGGCUUUUCAUCCUCUCAACAUGAAUUAGCUUCUCCUGCUGAUUUUGAAUUUGAGGCCCCUCUUCAAGUAUUGAAAUAUCCCGACCCAAAACUGAGGACAAAGAAUAAACGCAUUGCUACCUUUGAUGAUAGUACAAAGAAACUUGUCCAUGAAAUGUUCGAUGUAAUGUACAAAACUGAUGGUAUUGGUCUGUCGGCACCCCAAGUAGGGGUUAAUGUUCAACUUAUGGUUUUCAACCCGGUAGGUGAACAUGGUGAAGGAGAAGAAAUAGUUCUUAUAAAUCCAAAAGUUAGGAAAUACUCAAUGAACCAAACACUAUUUACUGAGGGUUGUCUAUCUUUCCCCGGCAUUAAUGCUGAUGUAAAGCGACCAGAAUCUGUAAAGGUUGAUGCACGUGAUGUCAAUGGUUUACGGUUUUCAAUCAGUUUGUCUGGCCUUCCAGCUCGAAUAUUCCAACAUGAAUUUGACCAUCUCCUGGGAAUCCUUUUCUUUGAGAGAAUGACAGACGGAGUUCUUGAUAGUAUUCGAGCACAGUUACAGGCCCUUGAAAUGAAGUAUGAGGAAGUGACUGGAUUCCCAAGUCCUGAAAAGAUAGAAAGUCGCAGGAGAAGAAAGGUUGCUACUGGUUUCGGGAAAUCACAACCUUUAAGAUAACGUCAACGUUAGGUUCAUAAUAUGCCAGAAUUUCAAGUUUUAGACUGAGUUCAUUCAGUAAAACCAUAGAUUGUCACAAAUGCUGCAUAUAAUUGGAUAUGUAUCAUAUAUGGAAGAUAGAUAUAGAUGUAGAAAAUUGAAAGGUCUCAUUCAUCUAUGGGUGGACUAUCUAAUUGCUUCUAUAGGUCUCAUUCAUCUAUAUAAGAAAAGAAAAGAAAUGUUGAUAUGUGAUUUUGAUAGUGGGUUUUAGGAAGAUGUGAUAACUUGAGAACUAAGGAAAUAUGGAAGAACUAUUUCUAUGCUUAAUGAGGGCAAGGAACAAGAUAGGACACUA
Molecule: messenger RNA, 1191 nt
Organism: Vicia villosa (hairy vetch)
Lineage: Eukaryota; Viridiplantae; Streptophyta; Magnoliopsida; Fabales; Fabaceae
Product: peptide deformylase 1B, chloroplastic/mitochondrial-like
Exons: 7
Coding region: 66-857 (263 amino acids)
Biological process (GO): peptidyl-methionine modification
Cellular component (GO): chloroplast; mitochondrion
Molecular function (GO): peptide deformylase activity
Source: RefSeq, a predicted model, not a curated record